Molecule: messenger RNA, 1389 nt
Organism: Penicillium riverlandense
Lineage: Eukaryota; Fungi; Ascomycota; Eurotiomycetes; Eurotiales; Aspergillaceae
Exons: 3
Coding region: 1-1389 (462 amino acids)
Source: RefSeq, a predicted model, not a curated record
AUGGCAAACGAAUUUAUCCACCAGAUCAAGAACCGCCGGCGUUCGUCACAGGCCAUGAAAGAACAGAACCCCGUCCUGACUGCUGAGGACGAGGCCUUUUUGCAGCAGGUCACCACGCAGCCAGAGUCGCCGCGAUCUGUCGCCGACGGCGAAAAUCCGCAACUGGCCGCGACUGAAGCCCCACCACAGCCACUGGUGGUGGAUGAAGGGGCUGCGAAUAUCCCGCUGCCCGCGUCGCCUUCCGACGAGUUUGGAAAACAACUAGGAGAAGAGGCGCGUGAGAAGUCCAAGGACGAAGGGCCGACAUCUGAGCCGGCGAGUCAAUCAGAUGUGAAAGCGCCGGAGAAGAAGAAAAAGAAUAGAUGGAGUGCUAUUUUCUCCAGGAAGAGUUCGGAUUCGAACAAGGAUAAACAAGCAAGCAAAUCAGAUAAGAAACAAUCAUCCGAGACCAAAAAUGAUAUGUCGACCAAUAAGGGCGAAGGUACCCAGCAAGAUACAGAGGACAUAACGGACAUCCUGGACCGGCUCAACCUAGCCGCAGACAACAACCGGGUCUUUUCCAUCAGCGACGAGACCCAGGAAUUGUUGCGCAAAUUCAAGUUGAUCUUCAAAGACUUGGUUAAUGGGGUCCCCACCGCUUACAAUGACCUUGAGAGUCUCCUGACCAACGGCAACCGCCAGCUCCAGGACACCUAUUCGAAGCUGCCCGGGUUCUUACAAAAGCUGAUCGAGAAGCUUCCCGAGCGAUGGACCGAGACCCUUGCACCGGAAAUGCUUGCGGCUGCCAGUGCGCGAGCUAGUGCGAGCGGCGUCAAUAUGGAAAAUGUGGGCAAGGCCGCUGCCGCUGCCGGGAAGAUCGGCAUCGAUGUCCCGAGUUUGAAGGAGCUGGUGGGUAAGCCGACUGCUAUUGUGGGGAUGCUCCGGUCCAUUGUGGCGUUUCUACGGGCUCGAUUCCCGGCCGUGAUGGGCAUGAAUGUGAUGUGGUCGUUGGCGCUAUUCAUUCUCCUGUUCGUGCUAUGGUACUGCCACAAGCGCGGCCGUGAAGUACGCCUUGAAAACGAGCGGCUGGUGACCGAGGAAGAGAUCAACCAACUGAACCUGAACGCCUCCGAGGGCAAAAUUCGACCCACCGAGACCCUUACAACGACUGCGCCUCAAGGCGCCUCGCCCGACGAGGUGCGUCAGGGCGUCAAAAAAGUCGAGGAAGCGCGUGCUUCGGCCGCGACCGAGCCCGGCGCCUCGAAGCCGACGCAGAGUGCCUCGGAAGGUACCAAUAAUGGCAAGCAGAGCUCUGCUCCACCACCAUCCCGCUCCAAGUCACGUCUCUCGAUCUUCUCCCGGUCCAAAUCCCAGUCGACGCAGGAAGUUGCUCCUUACCCGGGCACUUGA